Molecule: messenger RNA, 808 nt
Organism: Ruditapes philippinarum (Manila clam)
Lineage: Eukaryota; Metazoa; Mollusca; Bivalvia; Venerida; Veneridae
Product: calmodulin-beta-like
Exons: 7
Coding region: 138-587 (149 amino acids)
Molecular function (GO): calcium ion binding
Source: RefSeq, a predicted model, not a curated record
UUUUCACUUGCAAAAGUAUCCAUUUUUGAAAACUGCAUCGUAAAGUUAACAUGAUUUUGAUCAAGUUAUGUGAAUUAUUUUUAAUAGAAAAUAAAGUGGACACACAUAUUGGGAUAAGGCAAAUAUAACCUACAAAAAUGAGUUCACUUUCAGCCGAAAAAAUUGCAGAAUAUAAAGAGGCAUUUUCUAUGUUUGACCAGGAUGGGGAUGGAACUAUUUCAGUUAAAGAGCUUGGUACAGCCAUGCGAGCUUUGGGAGCUAACCCAACAGAAGCUGAUCUCAAAGAAAUGAUAGAGCAGGUUGAUGCUGACGGAAGCGGAUCAAUAGAUUUUCAAGAAUUUUGUGAAAUGAUGGAAAAGAAAAUGGCUGAAGAAACUGAUCCAGAACAAGAAAUGAGAGAAGCGUUUGCAGUGUUUGACAAGGACGGCAGUGGUACAAUAUCAGCCGACGAGCUUAGACAAGUCAUGUUAAACAUGGGAGAAAAGAUGACACCAGAAGAAGUUAACGAUAUGAUAAGAGAAGCAGACUCUGAUGGUAACGGUGAGAUAGAUUAUAACGAAUUUUGUGCAAUGAUGUCAACAAAGUAGACUGUUUAAGCAGCCAGGUGUUCAUCAAUAUUAGAAAUUCAUGGUUUUAAAUCAUUCAGUAAACAAUGUUUUGUAUUUAUUACCAGCAGUGUUUGUUAAUACGUAAGGAAACUGACAUUGCGCUUACUUUUAGUAUAUAUGUUAUCAAACUAUAUAAUUUGUAAUGAUAAUAAUUUUGUUGAGGAGAAUUGUGAAUGUAAGAUGGAAAUAAAUAUCAAACU